This is a messenger RNA of Triticum aestivum (bread wheat), 1118 nucleotides long. RefSeq lists its product as uncharacterized. Bases 155 to 982 code for a protein of 275 amino acids. The transcript has 2 exons. The record is from RefSeq and is a predicted model, not a curated record. Lineage: Eukaryota; Viridiplantae; Streptophyta; Magnoliopsida; Poales; Poaceae.
UCUAUCCAUCCUCACGACUAAAUUACUCGCGAGUCAGGACUCACGACUCAUACAGCAACAUCAUCCCAGGGAGCAGGAGCAGGAGCAGGAAGUGCACGUCUUCGUCCGCAGUCUCCGCUCAAUCGUCCGCCACCGAGGUGGGAGAUGCAAGAUCAUGAAGCAUUGGGAGGACAAGAUGAACCAGUGCUCGAUCCUAGUGCUCCACGCAAGGAGAAACCCGGUGGCUCUUCUUCGACAUCUCCUUCAUCUGCCUGACCAGAAGAAGAAGGUGCCAAGACCGGUGAAAACCGCCGUCAUUGACACGGUGAGAAGGUACGAAAGAAUCAAGCGCCGAAGCAAUGGCACAACACCUCUGCAGCUACAAGUCAACGAUGACCUCCUUUGGUCAUUCGAAGAAGCCAAGGGCACAUCCGAUGCCAUGCUUGUGUGUCAUAUUGCCACAAGCAUCCUUGAAGCGAGAUCACGUGGCCACAAGCAGCCUCUCUCUGACCAUGAGAUCGUCGCUACUCACUUGUCACAAUACUGCGCCUACUUGGUGGCCAACUCUCCAGAGCUACUACCCGACGAUGCCGUGUGGUGCAGGAGCAUCUACGAGGCCGUGAAGAAGGAUGCCACGCGUGUCCUCCGGGACGGCGGCGAUCAGGUGUCGACGGCAACGCCCGAAGAAGAGCAUCAGCAGCUGUUCAAGCUGUUGAGCGAGCAGUCGAAGCACCAUGUGCUCAAGGAUGGCGGGGAGCUCAGGCGGCGGCUGGCGGAGCUGCCGGAAGGAGAGGAGGUGGCAUGGAAAGCCCUCGCGGAGUUCUGGUCGGAGACAGUCGUCUCUGUCGCCGCUGCUUGUGACAAUAUCGACGAGCACGCGGAGGCCGUCGCCCGGGGCGGGGAGCUGGUGACGCUCCUCUGGGCGCUGCUCGCCCAUGUCGGGAGCGUCGACGACGACACCGCCGAUGCCGCUGCAACUCAUGGUGCUCCCGAUGCUGUUUAAGCGUGUUAUGUUAUGCAGUAGUAUUUGCUCUUCAUUUCAUUUGGUUGGUACCUUGCAAGCUGUUGCGUGUAAAUGUAAUGCUCUUUCUAGUGUUCUUAAAGAGUGCGUUAAUUGUUGCUAUUGUGACUGUCAUCUC